This is a messenger RNA of Parnassius apollo (apollo), 201 nucleotides long. The record is from the annotation of a GenBank genome assembly. Lineage: Eukaryota; Metazoa; Arthropoda; Insecta; Lepidoptera; Papilionidae.
AUGGAAAAGCGACCUCAGAUUUAUCUGCGACCCAUCGUAAAUUUCAUCGCAAUCGAGAAUCCGGCUGAUCAAUUCGCGGGCGGCGGGCGCGUGCGCGGGCCCGGGAGUGGCACGGCGGUGCGGCGGCGGGCGGCGGCAGUGCGCGAGUCGCCGCCGCCCGCCGCCGCCGCUAUGGCCGCGUCGCGACACUACGCUUGCUGA